Messenger RNA from Leptidea sinapis, 3190 nucleotides. RefSeq names its product F-box/WD repeat-containing protein 9-like. The record is from RefSeq and is a predicted model, not a curated record. Gene Ontology annotation, cellular component: nucleolus. NCBI's taxonomy places the organism in Eukaryota, Metazoa, Arthropoda, Insecta, Lepidoptera, Pieridae. The coding region runs from base 139 to 1452 and encodes 437 amino acids. Gene Ontology annotation, biological process: ribosomal large subunit assembly. Gene Ontology annotation, molecular function: protein binding. The transcript has 6 exons.
UAUCUGUGCUGUGAAAUUGUCAGUUGUCAUGGUCAGUGGUAAACAAUUUGCAUUAUUUUGCAAUGCACAUUAGUGCAUAAAUGUACAAUCGUUUUUAACCGUUUCAACAUAAUUAAAAUUUGCUUUAAAAAAGGAAAAAUGUGUGAAAUUGUGCAAGUGGUAGAAGAGCCUUUGAAGAAUAUAGAAAAUGAUUGUCAGGGCAUGAAAUUGGAUGAUAUCUUAGUUGCACCUGAGGCCAAUUUGUCAGACAUGCCAGUUGAGAUUAUUUUAAAAAUAUGCUCAUUUUUGGACUCCCACUUCUUAAAGUAUACCUUAAGUCAAGUAUGUACAAGAUUUCAAGAUAUCUUGGCUGAUGACCAUCUUUGGAAAUACUGGGUGCAAAGUAAAACAAAUGGUUGUUAUCCAACAUUGCCAAACCUCCGAGUUUGGAAACAAGAGCCAUUUGAUUGGGAAGAUAUUUGUGUAGAAAUUGAUAGUGAGAAAACUAAAUGGACUAAUAUGGAAAGUACUGUGAGGCAUGUUAUAGUUAAAGAUGUCCACUAUGCUUCUGUUGAUGCUGUUCUUCUAGUGAAUAAAGGCCAAAUGUGCUUCUCUGGAGGAAGAGAUAGGAGCUUGGCUCAAUGGACUAUAAAGGACCUAACGCAACAAAAUGACUUUAAACCAAGCCGAAUAAGACUCGAUGCACAUUCUGGUUGGGUAUGGGAUCUUGCUGCCAAUAGUGUAGACAAUGCAUCAGUAGUGUAUUCUGCCUCUUGGGACAACACUGUGAAAGCUUGGGACAUUACUUCUGGAUUAGAAUGCAUCCAAUCAUUCAGUUGUGGCAUGGCUGCACUAUCUCUAGUUGCUUCUGACAACCUGUUAAUGGCUGGGUUAUACAAUAACAAAGUACUUGCAUUUGACGUAAGAGCAGGCCCCAAUCAUAUACAAUCAUAUAGGCCAAAUAAGGGUGCAAUAUUAGCAAUGAGCAUGUACAAAAAUAUGGUCGCUUCUGUCAGUAACUCCAAAAAUUUGACAAUAUGGGAUCAGACUGCAGGAAAAUUUCUUCAUAGAUGUUUAAAGAUACCAAUAGCAACACAGGAAUAUUAUGCUUCUUGUAUUAGCUGGAACUCAUCAGCUCUGUAUGUUGGUGACUCUAUGGGAUCAUUGCACCUCUUCAAUCCAGAGGAUUUUACAUAUAUAAGAACACAUUCACUUUGGGUACCAUCAAAAUUAUUGAAUGAGUCACAUAAGAUGGUUGGUUGUCAUCAAACCAAAGGAAACAUGGUAGUGGGUUCAAAUCGAGGAGAAAUCAAAUUUUUCUACAAUUGCAAUCCUCCUCACGAGUAUUGCACUAUUACGACAGAUACUAUAGAUGUGACUAAGUUGCAAUAUCAAAAUGGAGUAUUGGCUGUGGGAUCUUGUGAUACAGCAUUAGAGUUUUGGAUUCCAAAGGAGAAAAAUGACGCUGUAUAGAUACAAUAUUUGACAGAAUUGUGUAUCAAUAAAAAUAUAUAGCUGGCCAACUAACAUUGCAACAUAUAAGAUUCAGACCAAUAACAGCUCAAGUGGGUAGAGUGCAAUAAAACUUUAAAAGAGCAGCAUACACUGAAACAUUUGCUACUUUGAAUAAAGUUUUCUUAUAUUGAUCUUAUAUGGAUUAUUUGUCCAAACACAUAUGGAGUAACUUGACAGUAAAUCUCUAUGAUAAUUCUCGUUACAAUUUUAACUUUCUAUUCGUUAAAAUUGAACCCGAAUUGCAUUAUACACCUCUCUAAAAGACCGACAACACUCUUGUGAUUUCUCUGUGUCUGGUGUUACCAUCUCAAAUUAACUUAUAAUUUUUGUUUUUACUUUUUUUACAAAACAAAUUAGUAGUUUAUUUUUUUAUAAAAUUAUAAGUAUACUUAUAAUGGAAACAACACAAUAAAUAUUUACGUUAUGUUAGGUACGUUAAAAAGUUGUUGUAAAAAUGUAUUCUUUCAAUUCAAGCAUAUUUAUUUUAACUACUAAUCUUCUUUUGCUUCUCUUAUGUAAAAUUUUAUUUUGUUAUUUAUAUGGAGCGCUGGUGGUUUAAUAUACCUACAGCUUUAAUGGCGACAUUGCAUUAACAAACCGUUGUCUAACCUUAAUGAUAAAAAUGAUUCUAAAAUUUAGAGUAAAUAAUUGAAAUUUUGUAACAAACAAAUCAUAUUAUAUUUUGGAAACAGAAUUUUUAUCACCCUGUCGUCGCAUAAGACUGCACGUAGUAGGUGUCAGAGCCUACGCUAGCGCGUGGCUACUAGAUUUCUAAGAGGUUGUUUCGAAAUGAAAUUAUGGAAAAUUGAUUUAUUUAGAGGAAUUUUAUUUCUGAUUUUUUUUUAUGAUUACGAUAAAGGAGUUCUAACCGUGUGUUAUUUAAUGUUGCCAUUGUAGUGCCACGAUGUAUAAAUAAGGGUUACUUAUUUUUUAAUAAGCUUUGUUCGAAUGUUCACUUUGAGCAAGAAAUUCUGGGAAAUUGAAAAUUUUAACGAUGUCACAGUUGGUGAGAACAAAAUAUUAUGACUUAUAAUAAUGCCGACAAAUGUUAACCAUGUACUAAUAAUCCUCUUUAUUUGUUAGCGUUUUAUUAUGAAUUAUGACGUCAAUGUACAUACGCAUCAAGCGAACCUAAGUAUCAUAACACUGAUUUUUAAAUACUUUUUUGGCGUUAAGUAUGUUUUAUUAUUGUGAUGUUAAAUUAUGCCAUAUCAGAACUUACCUGUUUACAUGUACAUUGAGUUCACAAAGGCGGUCUCAUCUCAUUUAGAAAAUGUUUGAAUAAACAUAUAAAUGAGUUGUUUAUUUCAAUUUUUCAACUGGUUUUGAUAAUUGGCAUUGUAUGGCUAAUAUUAUGUACUUACAUAUAAUCUUUAUGACUAGUGGUUAUUAAUUUGACAUAUUAUAAUUAUAUUUACCCUGUAAAAUUGAAUUAUAAUAAAUAAACUAUGAAUUUAAAUGUAAAAUAAAAAUAUGCAUAGGUAAUAUCCCUAUGCAGACAAACUAUGAAAAAAUUACAUGUUAAUAAAUAUUUUAUCAAUCCCGGUCGAAUUAUAUAGGUAACAUGCGUGAAUAUAUCAAGGACUUUCGAACGAGCUGAUUUAUAAGCUCUUUGACAACAAAAUAAAGUUUCACAAAAAAUAAUCUAUAUUGCUACCUAACUACAAUAUUUAUUUGAAAUAAAGUAUCAAACUAU